AUGGGGAGGGGGCCGCUGGGGUCCAAGCGGAGGGUGGCGGAGGGCGGCACGGAGACGGAGCCGGAGGAGGAGGCGGAGUACGAAGUGGAGGAGUUGCGCGACCACAUCGCCUCCUCCCGCGGCAGCCGCCUCGCGCUCUUCGGCUCCGACCUCCGCCUCGGCCGCUUCCGCCCGCGCCGCCGCAGCAGACGCCGCCCGCUCGCCGGGGAAGGUGCCGUCGAGGGCUUCUUCCACGACCUCGUCAUCCACCCCGACAACAAGUGGUAUCGAUUAUGGAGCAAGUUCAUACUGGUUUGGGCAGUGUACAGUUCCUUCUUCACGCCCCUAGAAUUUGGCUUCUUCAGAGGGCUCCCAAGAAACCUCUUUUUCCUGGACAUAGCUGGACAGAUUGCAUUCCUUAUCGACAUUGUUGUGAAAUUUUUUGUGGCAUACCGUGACCCAGACACGUAUCGAAUCGUCUACAGUCCCACUGCUAUUGCCCUCCGGUAUUGCAAAUCAAGCUUCAUUUUUGAUCUUCUUGGUUGCUUCCCAUGGGAUUUUAUCUACAAGGCCUGUGGAAGUAAAGAAGAAUUAAGAUACCUGCUGUGGAUUCGCUUGACACGGGUUACAAAGAUUACAGAAUUCUUCUGGCUUUUAGAAAAGGACAUACGUAUCAACUACCUUUUCACUAGGAUAGUGAAGCUCAUAGUUGUGGAACUCUACUGUACACACACAGCAGCCUGUAUCUUCUAUUACCUGGCUACGACACUUCCUGAAUCAAUGGAGGGAUAUACGUGGAUUGGGAGUUUGCAGUUGGGGGACUACAAGUUUUCACAUUUCAGGGAGAUCGAUCUUACCACGCGCUAUACAACAUCAUUAUACUUUGCCAUUGUCACCAUGGCAACUGUUGGUUAUGGUGACAUUCAUGCUGUCAACAUCAGGGAGAUGAUAUUCAUCAUGAUCUAUGUUUCCUUUGACAUGAUUCUAGGAGCUUACCUGAUCGGUAACAUGACUGCCCUCAUCGUGAAAGGCUCGAGAACCGAGCGGUUUAGGGACAAGAUGAAAGAAGUGAUCAGGUAUAUGAACAGAAAUAAACUUGGAAAGGAAAUAAGAGAACAGAUCAAAGGACACUUGAGGUUGCAGUAUGAGAGCAGCUACACUGAAGCUUCCGUCCUUCAGGAUAUCCCUAUUUCUAUCCGUGCAAAGAUUUCUCAAACACUGUAUAAGCCAUAUAUCGAAAGCAUUCCACUGUUCAAGGGAUGUUCCGCAGAGUUCAUUCAACAGAUCGUCAUCAGGUUGCAAGAGGAGUUCUUCCUACCCGGAGAAGUUAUUUUGGAGCAAGGAAGUGCAGUCGAUCAGUUAUACUUCGUCUGCCACGGUGCACUGGAAGGUGUUGGCAUCGGUGAAGACGGACAAGAAGAGACUCUGCUAAUGCUGGAGCCAGAGAGCUCCUUCGGCGAGAUCUCAAUCCUCUGCAACAUCCCGCAGCCCUACACGGUCCGCGUCUGUGAGCUCUGCCGGCUUCUGCGUCUCGACAAGCAGUCCUUCACCAACAUCCUGGAGAUCUACUUCGUCGACGGGAGGAGGAUCCUGAGCAAUCUCUCCGAGAGCGAGUAUGGCGGACGGGUGAAGCAGCUGGAAUCGGACAUCACGUUCCACAUCGGGAAGCAGGAGGCGGAGCUCAUCCUGCGGGUCAAUAGCGCCGCCUUCUACGGCGACCUGAACCAGCUGAAAAACCUGAUCCGGGCAGGGGCUGAUCCCAAGAACACCGACUACGACGGCCGCUCCCCUCUGCAUCUCGCGGCUUCCAGAGGGUACGAGGACGUCGUGCAAUUCCUCAUCAACGAAGGCGUCGACAUCGACCUUACCGACCAAUUUGGGAACACGCCGUUGCUGGAGGCAGUGAAGCAGGGGCACGAACGGGUGGCAGCUCUGCUCUUCGCCAAGGGCGCCAAGCUGAGCCUCAAGAACGCCGGUACCUACCUGUGCACGGCGGUCGCCAAGGGGGACUCGGACUUCAUCCGGCGCGCCCUGGCCUACGGCGUCGACCCAAACUGCAGGGACUACGACCACCGCACACCGCUCCACAUUGCCGCCGCCGAGGGCCUCUACCUCAUCGCCAAGAUGCUUGUCGAGGCCGGCGCCAGCGUGUUCGCCACGGACAGAUGGGGCACCACUCCGCUGGACGAAGCCCGCAAGUGCGGAGGCCGCACGCUGGGGGCGCUGCUGGAGGAGGCGCGGGCCAACGAGCUCGCCAUGUUCCCAGAGCGCGGCGAGGAAGUCAGGGACAAGAUGCACCCGCGACGGUGCUCGGUGUUCCCGUACCACCCGUGGCGGGCGGCCACAGGCGAGGAGCAGCGUAUGGAGGGGGUGGUCCUGUGGAUCCCGCACACCAUCGAGAGCCUGGUCGCGUCGGCGCAGGAGAAGCUCGACUUGCCUGGCCCGGCUUCGCGGCUGCGGUUGUUGUGCGAGGACGGGGCCAGAGUGCUCGACGUCGACAUGGUCAAUGACGGACAGAAGCUCUACCUGGUCGGAGGCGAGGACGACGAUCAGAAAGAUGCUCAGUAG
This is a messenger RNA of Miscanthus lutarioriparius, 2547 nucleotides long. The record is from the annotation of a GenBank genome assembly. Lineage: Eukaryota; Viridiplantae; Streptophyta; Magnoliopsida; Poales; Poaceae.